This is a messenger RNA of Chanos chanos (milkfish), 2025 nucleotides long. RefSeq names its product arachidonate 5-lipoxygenase a (gene alox5a). Gene Ontology annotation, molecular function: iron ion binding; protein binding; oxidoreductase activity, acting on single donors with incorporation of molecular oxygen, incorporation of two atoms of oxygen. Gene Ontology annotation, biological process: lipid oxidation. The record is from RefSeq and is a predicted model, not a curated record. Lineage: Eukaryota; Metazoa; Chordata; Actinopteri; Gonorynchiformes; Chanidae. Bases 1 to 2025 code for a protein of 674 amino acids. The transcript has 14 exons.
AUGCCGAGCUAUACAAUAACUGUUGCUACUGGGCACCAGUGGUUUGCUGGGACAGAUGACUAUAUCUAUUUGACUCUGGUUGGGACGGAGAGAUGCAGUGAAAGGACUCUUUUGGAUAAACCUCUAUACAACGACUUUGAAAGAGGAGCUGUGGACUCCUAUGACAUCAACGUGGAUGAGGAUCUUGGUGAAAUAGAACUGGUGAAAAUUGAGAAGAAAAAAUACUGGGUGCAUGAUGACUGGUACUGCAGAUAUAUUACUGUGAAAAUGCCCUCUGGAGACUACAUUGAGUUCCCCUGUUUCCGCUGGCUGGUGGAUGACAAAGAGGUGGUUCUCCGUGAUGGAAGAGCGCGACUGCCGCAGGAUGAUAAAACUCGUGUGGCCAAACAACACCGACACAAAGAACUGGAACUCAGGCAAAAGACCUACAGAUGGAAAGAAUGGCAUCCGGGUUUUCCUAUGAGUAUCGAUGCAAACAGGCAUAAGGAUCUGCCUCGGGAUAUCCAGUUUGACAGUGAGAAAGGAGUGGACUUCAUCCUCAACUACAGCAAGGCGAUUGAAAACCUCUAUGUGAACCAGUUCAUGCACAUGUUCCAGUCAUCAUGGGGGGACUUCAGUGAUUUUGAGCGGAUCUUUGUGAGGAUUAAGAACACAAUAUCAGAGUAUGUGAUGCAGCACUGGAAAGAGGACUUCAUGUUUGGUUACCAGUUCCUGAAUGGCUGUAAUCCCAUUAUGAUCCGGAAGUGCACCAAACUUCCAGAAAAAUUUCCAGUGACACAUGAAAUGGUGAAGGACUGUCUGGAGAGAGAGAUGACUCUGGAAGAGGAGGUGGAGGCUGGAAACAUCUUCAUAGCGGAUUACGAGAUUAUGGAUGGAGUGCCGUCCAAUGCUACAGAUCCCUGUACCCUGCAGUAUUUGGCAGCACCUAUAUGUCUCUUCUACAGGAACAGUCAGAACAAAAUACUACCCAUUGCCAUUCAGCUUGGUCAAACUCCUGGGGAGGAUAACCCCAUCUUCCUCCCAAGUGAUUCCCAGAAUGACUGGGUACUGGCCAAAAUCUGGGUCCGAUCCUCUGACUUCCAUGUGCAUCAGACGGUCACACACCUGCUGAGGACUCACCUGAUCUCAGAGGUGUUUGGAAUCGCUCUCUUUAGACAGCUCUCUGCCGUCCACCCUGCCUAUAAAUUACUGUUGCCUCAUAUUCGCUUCACCAUUGCCAUCAAUACCAAAGCCAGGAAACAGCUCAUCUGUGAGUGUGGGCUCUUUGAUAAGGCUAACGGUACCGGUGGCGGUGGCCACGUCCGUCUGGUGCAGAAAGCUAUGAAGACAUUUACUUAUAAGUCUCUGUGCUUCCCUGAGGCCAUAAAAGCCAGAGGAAUGGGCAGUCAGGAGGAUCUGCCCUACUACUUCUACAGAGAUGAUGGAAUCAAGGUGUGGGAUGCCAUCAAAAGUUUUGUGACAGAUGUAGUGAACAUUUACUACCACUGUGAUGAGACAGUGCAGGAAGAUGAGGAAAUUCAAGCCUUUGUUAAAGAUGUGUGCAGUUUCGGCAUGCAGGAUCUGGACAACUGCGGGUUUCCAAAGUGUCUCAAAACUAAAGACCAGCUGGUGGAGUAUCUGACUGUGGUGAUCUUCACAGCCUCUGCACAGCACGCUGCUGUCAACUUUGGGCAGUAUGACUGGUGCUCUUGGAUCCCAAACUCACCCCCCACAAUGCGGAAACCCCCACCCACUGAGAAAGGUCAAGUGGAUAUCAAAUACAUCGUGGAGAGUCUGCCAGACCGGGGUCGGUCCUGCUGGCACUUGGGGGCCGUAUGGGCCCUUAGCCAGUUUCAGGAGAAUGAGUUGUUCUUAGGGAUGUACCCAGAUGAGCAUUUCACUGAGAAACCAGUGAAAGAGGCCAUGGAAACCUUUCGGAAGAAACUCACUGAAAUUUCAAAGUUCAUCAAGAACCGCAAUGAGGGGAAGAAACUGCCAUACUACUACCUGUCCCCAGACCGUAUUCCUAACAGUGUGGCUGUCUGA